AUGGAAUAUGAAUUUGGUGUUGGGCUUCUUGUUCCUUUGCUCUCCUCCGUUACUGCUAUAUCUCAUAUUAAGGUUCUUAAAAAGCCUCAUGUUGCAAAAGUGGUAAAGAAAUUUAUCGAAGAAAGUAAAAUUCAGAUAAUGAAUUGGCUUCUUCAAAGUCCUGACCUAAACCUAAUUAAAAAUCUUUGGUUUGAAGUGAAACAAUCUGUACGUCACAAACCAAAACCAAACAAUCUUGAUGAACUGGAUAUUCUGCUUAUUAAAAGUAUAUCAGAUCAUGUUGCUGCUUGUCUUGAAACCAGAAGAGAACCUACAAAAUACUAA
This is a messenger RNA of Scutellospora calospora, 324 nucleotides long. Lineage: Eukaryota; Fungi; Glomeromycota; Glomeromycetes; Diversisporales; Gigasporaceae. The record is from the annotation of a GenBank genome assembly.